AUACUCAAGCAGCGACCAUGAAAGCACACAGUUUCUCUCGCGAAAUCGAUCACCGAUUUAGUGCAAUACUCGUCGUGAGUUUAUUUGUGACACUAUUUCCCAGGAGUGCAAGAAUGGACGACAGUUGUUCGACGGAAUCUUGCCAGGUGUUUCCCAAAGACUUCUACUUUGGCACUGCAACGGCUUCGUAUCAGAUUGAAGGUGGCUGGAAUGAGGACGGCAAAGGACUGAACAUCUGGGAUACUCUGUUGCACGAGAAGCCUGACUUGGUGCUGGAUAAAUCCAAUGGAGACGUCGGACCGGAUUCUUACCACCUGUACAAGGAGGACGUGAAGAGACUGAAGGAAUUGGGAGUGAAUUUCUACCGGUUCUCAGUGUCUUGGAGUAGGAUUCUUCCUACAGGCGAUGUCUCAUCUCUCAACCCGGCCGGAGUGAAGUACUACAGCGAUCUGAUUGAUCUGCUGCUCCAGGAAGGCAUUCAGCCCAUGGUGACCAUGUUCCACUACGAUCUUCCGCAGUAUGUGCAGGAUUUGGGCGGAGUUACCAAUCCGCUGUUCGUGAAGUACUUCCGUGAGUAUGCCAGAGUGCUGUUCGACAACUUCGCUGAUCGCGUGAAGCUCUGGAGCACCUUCAAUGAGCCCUGCUCGUUCGCCUACUACGGCCAUGGCUUGGGAGAAAUCGCUCCCAUGAAGAAAUUGCAUGGAGUCGGAGAGUAUUAUGCUGCCUAUCACAUCUUGCUGGCUCACGCGGAGGUUUACCACUUGUUCAAGGAGCAGUAUCACCCUAAGCACAAGGGGAAGAUCGGUCUCACCCUCAGCAGCAUGGGAAUGUUCCAGAAAUCGCCAGGAGAUGAUCUUGUUGAGAGAGGCUUGCAAUUCACUCUUGGUUUCUUCGCCCAUCCCAUCUUCAGUCGCGACGGUGGGUGGCCUAAGGUGAUACAGGAGACUGUGGACAGGAAUAGCAAGGCGGAAGGACGAGCCUGGUCACGAUUGCCAGUCUUCACGCCAGAACAAAUUGAGCGUGUCAAGGGAUCGGCGGAUUUCUUCGGGUUGAAUUACUUCACGGGGCGUUUUGUGGAGCUUGGAAGCAUCACGGACGGCAAGAGUUAUCCUGAUCCGUCCUGGGAGAGAGACCAGAACUUGACUUUCUCCACAGAUCCUAGUUGGAAGCGCGGAAAGUCCGAGUGGCUCUAUUUGGCGCCUGAAGGCUUGAGAGGCAUUCUCAAGUGGAUCAAGAAGACUUAUGACAACCCUGAAGUGAUCAUCACAGAGAGCGGAUGGUCAGACGGUGGGGAGCUUGAGGAUGAGGCGCGAGUUGAGUGUCUGAGAGCGCAUCUGAAAGUAGUUCUAGAGGCCCUUCAAGCUGGCUGCCGCGUGAAAGCCUUUUCCGUCUGGUCUCUGAUCGAUAACUUCGAGUGGAUGAUGGGCUACUCGGAGAAGUUUGGUCUCUACCGAGUGGACGUGGAUGAUCCCGAGAAGAAGCGUGUCGCAAAGAAGUCCGCCAGGAUUUACAAGGAGAUCAUAAAGAACCGCCAAAUUGUGUAAUUGACUUCAUUAU
Messenger RNA from Phlebotomus argentipes, 1557 nucleotides. RefSeq names its product myrosinase 1-like. Gene Ontology annotation, molecular function: beta-glucosidase activity. NCBI's taxonomy places the organism in Eukaryota, Metazoa, Arthropoda, Insecta, Diptera, Psychodidae. Gene Ontology annotation, biological process: carbohydrate metabolic process. The coding region runs from base 18 to 1544 and encodes 508 amino acids. The record is from RefSeq and is a predicted model, not a curated record. The transcript has 3 exons.